Didymodactylos carnosus is the source of this 1023-nucleotide messenger RNA. Lineage: Eukaryota; Metazoa; Rotifera; Eurotatoria; Philodinida; Philodinidae. The record is from the annotation of a GenBank genome assembly.
AUGUUAACUACAAACGAUAUCAGCCAUGCUACAUUUAAUAGAUUUGGAUAUAAUAAGCAGUUUCCAUCAUUGUCAAAUUAUACGUGUACGGAUUGGAAAAAUAAACUUUCACAAUUGCGUGUUGAACGCGAACAAGAACUAUCCUAUCGAGUAAAUGAAUGUUAUCGGUUAAGAGAUCUGCAUAAAAAUCAAUUUGAUCGUUGUAUAUCAUCGAAUCAGCCAACAGUUCCGGCAAGUGCAUCAACGCCAACAGUGAUCGCCAUCGACAAUUUUCGACAAAGCAGUCAGGAUAUUUCGUUCAUAAAAAAGUAUUCCAUAGCUCGCAUCAAAUAUUGCCCAUUGUUGUACACAUUAGACACGAAUGUUUCAGCUGAUCAUAGUCAAGAGAUUUUUCUUCCAGAAAAAUAUAAUAACUUGGUAAAAUAUGAAAAAGAAUUACCAAUUCUGAAAACGCUUACACAACAUAUUUCUGGAGUGUCACCGGUAAUAGUAUCGUCAGCAUCUGCACAAAAUUAUGGAGAUACAAGUAUACCAUCUGUUCAACUAGUCAAUGAACAAAAUAAAUCUUCAGUAGAAACUAAACGUUUAAGUGUAUCAUCAGUAAACACCGCCGAUAAAUACCGUUGUAUAGUUUAUGAUCAAUGGCCUAACAGAGAACAAGUAAGUAAAAUUCUUGGAUAUAAAAUUGAAUAUUCUGGUACUCUUGCUGAAACUGGAAAAAAAUCAAAGUCAAUAUCUGGAAAAAAAUCGAACCGUCAAACAUUAACUUCUAUGUCUAAACGAGUGAAACGUGAGGAAAAAUCUAAACUACUGAUCAAUCAUCCAAUAACUGACUUGAAUCCUGCUGUUUUGGAAAGUUCACCUGUCAUAGAGACUAACAAACAAGCAAAACCAGCUCAAUCCAAUCUACCAGACAUUAUUUAUCCACCGUCUGAAAAAUAUUCUACAACUAUUUCAAUUAAACGAUGGUUGAUGAAGAAUAGUUUUUGUUCCGGGACGCCAAGAACGUUUCCACUUCUAUAA